Messenger RNA from Trichoderma asperellum CBS 433.97, 687 nucleotides. RefSeq names its product v-type proton ATPase 16 kDa proteolipid subunit 2 (gene VMA11). Gene Ontology annotation, molecular function: proton-transporting ATPase activity, rotational mechanism. Gene Ontology annotation, biological process: proton transmembrane transport. The record is from RefSeq and is a predicted model, not a curated record. Gene Ontology annotation, cellular component: proton-transporting V-type ATPase, V0 domain; membrane. NCBI's taxonomy places the organism in Eukaryota, Fungi, Ascomycota, Sordariomycetes, Hypocreales, Hypocreaceae.
AUUCUUCUACCAUCUGGUCGCGCCUUAGCUGUGGUAUCGACGUCCGUCAUUCCCUCUACUCUCCCUGCGCCAGUGGCUACAUCACAAUCAUGGAGUCGGAACUUGCUCCCAAAUUUGCGCCCUUCAUCGGGAUGGGCGGCAUUGCAGCUGCAAUGAUAUUUGGAUCUAUCGGUGCUGCCUAUGGAACGGCUAAAUCAGGCAUCGGUAUUGCCGGCGUUGGCACCUUUCGGCCGGAUCUGAUCAUGAAGUGUCUGAUUCCAGUGAUCAUGUCUGGUAUCCUGGCAGUUUACUCGCUUGUUAUUGCGGUCCUCAUCGCAGAAGAUCUCGCCGCCCCCUCAGCAAAGAGCUACAGUUUAUUCACAGGUUUUAUGCACCUUGGCUGCGGCAUAUCUGUAGGAAUGACCGGACUGGCAGCUGGAUACUGCAUUGGUAUUGUUGGCGAUAACGGUGUUCGUGCCUUCAUGGCGCAGUCUAGGAUAUUCGUCGGCAUGGUGUUAAUUCUUAUUUUUGGCGAAGUAUUGGGUCUUUACGGGCUCAUCGUUGCUCUUUUACUCAACACGAAGAGCUAAACUCGAUCUUUCCGAGACGAUUGCGUUUCACAGUUUAACGGAUAUUUACAACUAAAUGGCUCCGAUCAGCGUUCCACAUUCAUUGGGUGUUCUCUAGACGUCGGAUGGUUUAAGGGGG